GUCGCUGAUCAGCUAUCUGGUGUCUUUCCGAUUGAUACAUUCAGCGUUUUUUUAAUAGCAUCAUGGUGAUACUACCACGGCUUACGGUGGCGCUCGCCGCGGUGGUGACCGUCCUGCCAGGCUUGGUCCAGACUCAGGACUUUUGCCCCGGCCGAUGCUCAGAUGCUGGCCCUGAUACCGACAAGUGGUCGGUCUAUCCCAAUUUCAACCUCAUUAAGAGGUGCAAAGAGACCGUAUUCUAUGGCUUCAACCUGUACGACUCUGUCGACGAUAGAGGUUCCAGCCAUCGCAUCGCCGCCUGCACAUCCUUUGGCUCAGACUUUGACAACAUGGAGGCCACACCGGCCACGGCCAGGAUCUCCUCGAGUGCUGAAUUGGCCGGGCCUACCCAAGUCAAGUUUGAGCUCGGCUCGUUCGAAGAGGGAUUUGGCCUCGCUGUGGCCGGAAUCACUGCUCUUGCUAAGCAAAUGCGAGAAUAUAUCGACAAGGGCCAUGCCGACACCACGGACAGACCUUUCAUCCUCUACGGACGCGCUGGCCAAGCCAGCAUUGGCGUCUACAUCGGCCAGGGCCUACUGCGCCAGAGCUUCGGCGAGUCUGCCCUGCGAACGUUUGAGGACAACUUUGAUAAACUCAAUCUCACCUCGCCUAGCUUGGCCAUGCAGCUGUGCGAUGACAAAUCUAUCAGCACUCACAUCUUCGGCGUCGUCGUCACUAGCAAUGCCACCUUCGCUCCUAUCCAGAACGCGAUCCGAUCAUGGGCUGAUGCCAAGUGCCUGUCUUUCAGCGAGUCGCGAGACUUUCCUGGCACAGUCACCUAUACCGCUCCCGUGAUCGAUGGCCGCUUGGCCAACUCUACCACGGGAAGCAACUCUACCACGAAGGCAAGAUCUGCAAGAGCCCACUCCCAUGCCCACUCCCAUGUCCCUCUUCAUGGAGAUGCAAACAUCCUUCAGGAGCGUGCCGAGUGCAGGUCGAUCCAGGCCCAGUUUGGUACCGGCUGCCCGGAGCUGGCGGCCAUGUGUGGAAUCUCGGCCAACGACUUCACAAAGUACAAUUCAGAUCUCAAGUGUAACGAUGUCAAGCCCAAGAUGUGGGUUUGCUGCUCCAGCGGUACCCUCCCCGACAGGCGGCCCAAGCCAGUCAACGGCAAAUGCUUUUCGUAUACUGUUCAGGACAACGACAACUGUGACAACCUCGCCGCCGAGUACGGUCUGACCCGAAAGGAGCUCGAGGGGUUCAACAAAAAUACAUGGGGAUUCUCAGGUUGCGAACCUCUCUUCUCAAAGGUCGUUUUGUGUCUCAGUGAGGGAGAUCCCCCCUUCCCCAACGCUAUCGAGAACGCCAAGUGCGGCCCUCAGAAACCGGGAUCUAAGCCUCCCACCGAUGGCUCCGACAUUGCUGACAUGAACCCGUGUCCCCUCAAUGCAUGCUGCAACGUCUGGGGUCAGUGCGGAGUUAACAGGGACUUUUGUAUUGACACUAAUACCGGCCCUCCUGGCACUGCCAAGAACGGCACAUAUGGCUGUAUCUCCAACUGCGGUGUUGAUAUUGUCAAGGGAACUGGAAACGGUGGCAUUAAGCUUGUCUACUUCCAGGGCUAUGGUCUGGGCCGUAAGUGCCUCUACCAGGACGCUCUCCAGAUUGACGCGUCGAAGUACACUCACCUUCACUUUGGUUUCGGCACCCUCACCCCAGCUCCAAACUUUGAGGUCGAAGUCGGCGACCCGCUCGCCACGUACGAGUUUCAAGAGUUCACACGAAUCCAAGGACCUAAAAGGAUUCUUUCCUUCGGUGGCUGGGCUUUCUCCAACGACGAUGCUACGUACCGGAUCUUCCGCGAGGCUGUCACGCCUGCUUAUCGUGUAAAGGCCGCGAAGAGUAUUGCUGACUUUAUCAACAAGCACGAGCUUGAUGGUGUGGACAUCGACUGGGAGUACCCUGGUGCACCAGAUCUUCCUAAUUUGUCUGACCCCGGUACGGAGGCAGAUGGGCCUAACUAUCUCGCUUUUCUUGCCGUCCUCAAAAAUCUGCUUCCCGGCAAGACAGUAGCCAUCGCCGCCCCUGCAUCGUACUGGUACCUGAAACAGUUUCCGAUUGAAAAGAUUAGCAAGGUAGUUGACUAUAUCGUUUACAUGACCUACGAUCUUCACGGCCAGUGGGAUGCGCACAAUGAGUACUCUCAGGAGUACUGUGAAUCUGGCAACUGUCUUCGGAGCCAAGUCAAUCUUACUGAGACCCGACAAUCGCUCGCUAUGAUUACUAAGGCUGGCGUUCCUGGCAACAAGAUUGUUGUCGGUGUCACCAGCUAUGGGCGCUCGUUCCAAAUGGCCGAAGAGGGCUGUUGGGGCCCCAACUGCAAAUUUACUGGCGACAGGCUCACCUCGUACGCCACGCCCGGUAGGUGUACCGACACUGGAGGCUACAUCGCCGACGCCGAGAUCAACGAGAUUAUCCGAGGCAGUGCCAACGGCAAGCGUCAGAACAGCCGCGUCACGAAGCAGUUUCUGGACACGAGCAGCAACAGUGACAUCCUCGUCUACGACAACAACCAAUGGGUCGGCUACAUGAGCGAGAGCACAAAGGCCGUCCGCACGAAGCUGUACGCCAGCCUUGGAAUGGCUGGCACGACAGACUGGGCCAGCGAUUUGCAAGAGUUUAACGAUCCUCCUAAGCCAGCUAAGGACUGGGACUCCUUCAUCUCUAUUGCGAGCGCGGGCGGUGAGCCCAAGAAGGACAGUACUACUAUUGGCAAGUGGCGAGAGGGCUCUUGUGAGUCCGAAUAUGUCAAGAAACAGUACAAUUACGAUCCCGAUAAACGUUGGAAGGAGCUCGACGCCGCUUCUGCAUGGAACGAGAUUAUCGUCAAGUGGACCGGAACUGAUAAGGGCCGCCUCUCCUUCAUGAAAUCGGUGGAGCAGACUCUCCUCGCUGGCGGCAAUAUGGGCUGCCAGUUUCUUGGAGGUACUGCUGAUAACUGCGAUUCGCGAUGGGAAUGCCCAGAUGGCGCCAACGGCCCCGAUUCUGGACCGGCGGCCUACGUUAUCUGGCAGUCCCUCAUCCAGGUCCAUCGUAUGUUCCACACCUACUACGAUGGUCUCAGCGACAUGAGAGGAGGCGUCCAGACUACCAUCAGACGAAUGGAAAAUGUCUUCGCGCCGAUUCCUGACCCUGAAACCAACCAGUGGUUGAACGUCAUGAUCGAUUUCCUGACCAUCGGGGCUCUUGGCGGCGCAGCGCCCUUCUUCAACGGCGUCUUAAAGAAUCUUCCCGCCUUUGCCAAAGAAGGCAGCACCCUAUUCGACAACACCAAAGAUACGGCGCUGAACAUGAUAGGCCAGGGCACAACGCUAGCUAAGGAUCUGCUUCAGGCUCCCACGGCAGACAAAUGGUCCCCAACUGAGCAAAAGGACUUUUCCGACUACGCCUCACAGGCUGUAUUUGGCUGGAUGAACAGCACCACCCUGUCCCUCAGGAAACUCUUUAACGGCGAGCGUGCCUCGCUCGACGCUCUGACCUCCAUCAUCAAAGACGGUAGAAUGCUGCCUGGUGCAGACCCCGAUGAUACGGAGAGUAAUAAUGGGGCGAUAGACAUCGAGGCGACGGCCCGCAAGACAUUCUUUGCCUACGCCAUCCCCGGCCUGUGGCGCCGGUCCGAGCAGUACGCGUUUAUUCUCGAUUCGGGAGAAGGCUGCAGCGGCAACCCGGCGAGCAAGUACGUCGACGACGACACCGCCAACGCCACUUCGGCCUGUGUCAAUGACAGAAUGUACUACUUAGUUGCGCCCGAGGGUGACGCCAAUGAGUGCGAGUGCGAGAGAGCCACCGAUAUGGGCCCCUGCCAGACCGUCUGUCGGAACCAAAAGUUCUCCGCGCCCAAGGGCAUCGGCUCUCUCACGGACGACGACUUUGGCAAGCUGACAAGGGACGACAUCAUCAAGGGCGCCCUGGCCACGUACGGCUACAAUGGCAGGGAGAACAAGAUCAUCAACAUCACCGAAAUGGCCGACGAGAAGAACGUCCGCGAGAAGCUGCUCGGCCUCGACUCCUCGACACCGGGCCUCAUCCAGCUGCCCGUGUGCAGCCCCAGCCGCGCGUGGCAGGCCUGGCACACGGGCUCCAAAGGCGGGUCAGACCACUACCCCUGCGACAUCUUCCCCGGCAAGGAUCACUGCGGCGACUCGUCGUUUGAGAACCAAGGCAGCGACCCGUCGCCCCUCGUCGACGACUGCAAGCAGAUCAUCCGGAACAUCGAGGAGGACGCCUCGACCGAUUGGACGCACGGCAUCACGGGUCAACGCGAGAUCCUCAAGUUCGGCUCGUGCGCGUUCGGCAUCAAGCGCACUGGCGGCACUGGCGGCGCGGUGCAGUUCAGGGUGGGAGGCCAAGAUGUCAUCGAUGUCAUCAAUGAAUCCAUCAAGCGUUUUGCCAGUAAUGAUCGGAUUGGUGCAAAGGGCGUUUUUGAGUGCUCUGGAACGACAGUCAACACGAAGGUGAAUGUCGAGUGGGGUAUCUAUUAACGUAUGUGUAGAGCGAGCUGCGCGGAGGGGCGAGCUG
Didymella exigua CBS 183.55 is the source of this 4557-nucleotide messenger RNA. RefSeq names its product glycoside hydrolase family 18 protein. The record is from RefSeq and is a predicted model, not a curated record. NCBI's taxonomy places the organism in Eukaryota, Fungi, Ascomycota, Dothideomycetes, Pleosporales, Didymellaceae. Bases 63 to 4520 code for a protein of 1485 amino acids. The transcript has 2 exons. Gene Ontology annotation, molecular function: chitin binding; hydrolase activity, hydrolyzing O-glycosyl compounds. Gene Ontology annotation, biological process: carbohydrate metabolic process.